ACCUGCCUGAAUCUGGUGCAUGCAGUCUUUCCUGAUGACAAUGUAUCCAGUGGCCCCCAGACCUGUGUUAUUGGCCCCCUGGUGAAGCUGAGUCUCUGUUUAGCUAUUUCUGAUUGAAGUAUCAUCAUCUUUUUUGCAAGUUGGGGGUCAUUUGAGACACGAGGACAGCGGCCCCCUUUUGCAUCAUGGGCUUAAUGCAGGCACUGAUGGUCAUUGCCAUGUUCGCAGCAAGCGGGGAGGCAGCGGACUUUUGCGGCAGCAUGGACAUCCGCAACGAUGUUUCACAGUUCCAGAAGCUGGAAAAUUGCACCGUAAUCCAAGGCAACUUGCAGAUUCUGCUCAUGUUCAGCACCAAGCCGGAGGAUUUCCGAGGCCUCAGCUUCCCCCGCCUGACCAUGAUCACAGAGUACCUCCUCUUGUUCCGCGUCUACGGCUUGGAAAGUCUACGAGAGCUCUUCCCCAACCUGUCUGUCAUCCGGGGCACGGACCUCUUCUUCCAUUACUCUCUGGUGAUCUACGAGAUGCCAAACUUGCGAGACGUGGGUCUUCACAGCCUCACCAACAUCCUCCGCGGGGUGGUUCGCAUUGAACGCAAUCAAGAGCUUUGUCACAUCCACACCAUUGACUGGGCGCUGCUCUCGGAUUCCGUAGAAAGCCAUUACAUCGUGGGGAACAAGCCGGUAGAAGAAUGUGCCGACGUCUGUCCUGGGAUUCUGGAUAUGGAAGAGUCCUGCGUAAAGACUCAUAUAAAUGGCGUCACCGAGCCUCGUUGCUGGACUUCCAGUAACUGCCAGAAAGUUUGUGACUGCCCAACGAAUAUCGCCUGCACCAGCAACGGUGGAUGUUGUCAUCGUGAGUGCCUAGGAGGUUGCAGCAGACAGGGAGACAACCGUGCCUGCGUGGCCUGCCUAAACUUUUACUUCAACGGUCAGUGCUUGCCCUCCUGUCCGCCCGAAACCUACGAGUACGCGGGGUGGCGCUGCGUUACCACCGAGUACUGCGCCAGCCUGCGCAAGGUGUCCGAGAACGCUCGGGAGUCUUCCAAGUUUGUGAUCUACAAGAACCGCUGUCAAUCGGAGUGUCCGUCGGGAUACACCAGGAAUGAAAGCAGCAUCGUUUGCCAUAAGUGUGAGGGAUUGUGUCCCAAGGUGUGCAAGGUUGGGAUCAAGCCCAUUGACUCCAUACAGACAGCGAAGGAGCUCACCGGAUGUACUUACAUCGAAGGCAGUUUAAUCCUCAACAUUCGCAAAGGCAUAAACAUAGAUGCUGAGCUGCAGGAAAGCCUUGGAUUAAUAGAGACCAUCACCGGCUUCCUGAAAAUCAAGCACUCCUUCGCUCUCGUGUCUUUGUCGUUUUUUAAAAACCUGAAGCUUAUACGGGGAGAUUCCAUGGUAGAUGGGAACUACACAUUGUAUGUGUUGGACAAUCAGAACCUUCAGCAGCUGUGGGAGCCAAGUCGAGAGAACCUCUCCAUUCCCGUCGGAAAACUCUACUUCGCUUUCAACCCCAAGCUCUGUCUCUCUGAGAUCAGCCACAUAGAAGAAAUAACCGGCACGAAAGGGCGACAGAACAAAGCUGAUAUCAACCCUCGUACCAACGGAGACCGAGCUUCCUGUAAAACCCAUACCCUCCAUUUUAUUAGCAACAGCACGGAAUCUGAUCGCAUUGUUCUGAGAUGGGAGCGAUAUCAGCCUCCAGAUUACAGGGACCUGCUGAGCUUCAUUGUUUACUACAAAGAAUCGCCGUUUCAGAACAUCACCGAGUACCUGGGGCAAGAUGCCUGCGGGGCCAACAGCUGGAAUGUGCUAGAUGUGGAGCUGCCUCUGAACAAAGAUCAAGAGCCGAGCGUUUCCCUGACAAACCUGAAACCCUGGACACAAUAUGCAAUAUACGUCCGCGCCAUAACAUUGUCUACGGCCGAAGAUGGACAGAAUUAUGGAGCCCAGAGCGAUGUGGUUUACGUUCGAACUAAGCCAGCAGCACCUACUGUCCCCCAGGAUGUCAUUGUAAUGUCAAAUUCCUCAUCCCAGCUAAUUGUCCGCUGGAAGCCACCAACUCAACGCAAUGGAAACAUCACCUAUUACCUAGUUUUGUGGCAACAGAUGAUGGAAGAUCAGGAGCUGUACAUUAAUGAUUACUGCACCAAAGGUCUGAAGCUACCCACCAGUACUGCCGACACCAGGUUCGACAAUGAUGACAACAGCAAUCAAGAUGCAAACCAGGACUUUGAAGAUAAAUGCUGCCCAUGCCAAAAAAAUGGGGGUCAGCUUCUGGAAGGGGAAGAGGGGUCCUUCCAAAAGAAGUUUGAAAACUUUUUGCGGAACACAAUCUUCAUCCCAAGGCCUCCUUGGAAAGUGACACUAAUCAACAAGAGAUCUCCCAAGAGGAGAAGAGAUGUAUCCGGGUUGGCUAGUGAUGUUCUUGGAAAUAUCACCAUACCAGAAGGGACUGUUAGCCACACCAUCAACAAUACGCUGGGAGACAUGAAGCCGUACAAGGACAAAAUCUUCCGGGACCGGAUGGUAAUAUCCAGCCUGAAGCACUUCACCGAAUACCGCAUCGACAUUCAUGCCUGUAACCACGCUGCCGACGUCGUUGGGUGCAGCGCAGCCACCUUCGUCUAUGCCAGAACAAUGCCAGAUCCACAAGCAGAUAACAUCGCUGGUAACAUCACCUGGAAACCUAUCGGGAAAAACGCCAUCUUGAUGAAUUGGGAAGAGCCUCCAAAACCCAACGGCCUGAUACUUAAAUACGAGAUAAAGUAUAAGAGGGACAAUGAGGAUGAACCUUCAACUGUGGUCUGUGUCUCCCGCCAACGAUUCCAAAAAUACAAGGGCGCCCAUCUCACUUUGCUGCAACCUGGAAAUUAUUCGGCUCGAAUCAGAGCCACAUCCUUAUCUGGAAAUGGAUCUUGGACUCCGACUGUUUUUUUCGUCCCUGGGCCAGAGGAGCAAUCAGAGGACCUCUAUCUGCUUCUCAAAGUGAUGCCCAUAAUCUUGCUUCUGAUUAUUGCCUUACUAGCCGUCUUCAUCUUCUUCUACAACAAGAAAGGAAGCAGCGAUGGAUACCCCAGUGGAACACUAUAUGCCUCUGUUAACCCGGAAUAUUUAAGUGCUACAGACAUGUACGUGGCAGAUGAAUGGGAAUUCCCCAGAGAGAAGAUCAGCAUUAUCAAAGAGCUUGGCCAGGGGUCUUUUGGAAUGGUCUACGAGGGGGUGGCCAAGGAGAUUGUGAAGAAUGAACCCGUGACCAAAGUGGCUCUGAAGACUGUGAAUGAGCUGGCUAGCAUGAGAGAACGGAUAGAGUUCCUCAGUGAAGCCUCGGUGAUGAAAGCCUUUCUGUGUCAUCAUGUGGUACGCCUGUUGGGUGUUGUGUCCCAAGGACAGCCGGCUAUAGUGAUCAUGGAGUUGAUGACCAGGGGGGACCUGAAGAGUUACCUACGCUCUUUGAGAUCAGAAGACGAGAAUAGGCACAGAGGAUCUCAGCCAUCCCUGAAGCAGAUGAUCCAGAUGGCAGGAGAGAUAGCGGACGGCAUGGCCUAUCUCAAUGCCAAAAAAUUUGUGCAUAGGGAUUUGGCUGCCCGUAACUGCAUGGUGUCCGAGGACCUCACCGUAAAAAUAGGAGAUUUUGGAAUGACUCGAGAUAUUUAUGAGACUGACUAUUACCGUAAAGGGGGCAAGUCGCUUCUCCCGGUGCGAUGGAUGUCUCCAGAGUCCUUAAAAGAUGGAAUCUUUACUCCGCAUUCUGACGUCUGGUCGUUUGGCGUCGUUUUGUGGGAAAUCGCCACUUUGGCAGAGCAGCCUUACCAAGGCAUGGCCAACGAGCAAGUCCUUCACUUCGUGAUAGACAACGGGACCUUGGAAAAACCGGAGAACUGUCCCGACAGACUGCAUGAGCUGAUGACCUGGUGCUGGCAGAAGAAUCCCAAGCAUCGUCCGUCCUUCAUCCAUAUCCUGGAGAGUAUUAAAGACGACCUAAACUCCACUUUCAAGAAAGUGUCCUUUUACUACAGCCAGGACCACAAAUACAGGGAGUCUUCUGAGGCUUCUGACACGGAGGUUGACCAGUCCCAGAAACUUCUCCUGGAUCAGUCUCCUUCUCCUCCUUUCAACAACUUUUCUCCCUUGAGCAAACUGCAGAAAGACCCACCUUUGAAUGGCAUAGCAGUCAAAAGAGAUUCAGUAAAAAACAAGAACUGUUAUCAUAUGAACGGGAAUGCUAAGCACUGAGGAGACUUCCCACGGCAAACUUAACAGG
Molecule: messenger RNA, 4257 nt
Organism: Spea bombifrons (plains spadefoot toad)
Lineage: Eukaryota; Metazoa; Chordata; Amphibia; Anura; Pelobatidae
Gene: INSRR
Product: insulin receptor related receptor
Exons: 22
Coding region: 186-4229 (1347 amino acids)
Biological process (GO): positive regulation of MAPK cascade; protein autophosphorylation; regulation of JNK cascade
Cellular component (GO): insulin receptor complex; axon; membrane
Molecular function (GO): insulin receptor activity; phosphatidylinositol 3-kinase binding; insulin receptor substrate binding
Source: RefSeq, a predicted model, not a curated record